Liolophura sinensis is the source of this 5020-nucleotide messenger RNA. Its product is annotated as ATP-dependent DNA helicase Q4-like. Lineage: Eukaryota; Metazoa; Mollusca; Polyplacophora; Chitonida; Chitonidae. Bases 151 to 4113 code for a protein of 1320 amino acids. Gene Ontology annotation, biological process: DNA replication; double-strand break repair via homologous recombination. Gene Ontology annotation, cellular component: nucleus; chromosome; cytoplasm. The record is from RefSeq and is a predicted model, not a curated record. Gene Ontology annotation, molecular function: nucleic acid binding; ATP binding; zinc ion binding. The transcript is spliced from 24 exons.
GGAAAUUUCCUUCGGUUGUGGAAGAAGGCGUUUGGUAUUUUGUGUGUAUUGAAUGCUGGCCUGCUAUGCAGAAAGCUUUGUUCUCGUGACCUUAUAUAGUAUUUGUUGCAUUCUCUGGGCCCAGAGUAGUUUCACCCUGCUAUUAAUAUAAUGGAUGAAGCAUAUGAACUAAAGAAGGAGUUGAAGAAAUGGGAGGCUCAAUUUGUACAGGAGCAGAACAGAAAACCCAAAAAGAGUGACAUAAAUGCUGCCCCUGAUCAUAUACAAGCUGCUUAUGAACAAUACAACGAGCUGAAGAGAAAGAUAAGAAAUGGAGAGAAUAAUGUCAGUGACAGUUUUGAGGCGUGGUCAGAGAGUUUGAAUAAAUCACACAGCAAAGUCACCCCUUCAAGAAAAGAAGAAAAGAAGCCAUCAUCAGCAAAGUACCUGGAGAAGCUUGGAGCCAAAUUGUUCCAGAAUGCCAAAUCAAUUCCCCCAAAACAGGUUCAGUUGUCUAAGAAAACAUGUAUGACUGCUGGUGGCAAAAAUCUUUUGCACACUAAGUGGGAGAACUCGUGUGAAAAUGCUGUGCACUCAGAAGGCUUACCUGCCACAUCUACGCAGGCUGGAGUGUUUGGAAAGGCUCUGAUGCUGUCUCACAGGAUAAUUGACAAACAUUCUGUCAAUAUUCCAGAAGGACCUCUUAUUCCUGAACCGUUCAGGAAACGGGAAAGGUCAUCAGUCUUGGGAAAGAAAUUCUUGCAGGUGAAAUCAGGUGAUACAUCUGGUGAUGACUUCAUGGAGCUUAGUGAUUCAUCAUUAACAAGCGAAAUUAAAGAAUCAACAUCUUUGCAAAAAACUAACAGUGGAAAAAUAUGUACUGAUAAUUCUAUGAUUUUGGAGAAAAGUACUGUAGAGAUUAAAUCCAGACAGUCCCUGCUUCAUACAAAAUCUACUCAUACAGUUGCUAAGUCAGUUCCUUUCGCUUUAACUGAAUCUGGACAAAUUCCGGAACUGUCUUUAAACCCUGAUCCUUUUCACUAUAAUGAUGAUUUGGAGGCUGAAAGGGAAUUGUCAGGUAGUAGAACGGGCUCCGGUGAGAAGGAGAAAGAUGCUUUAGCUGUCAGAAAGAAAGCGCCUGCUGUAAAACGCCCGAUCAUAGAAGAUGAUUCUGACGAGGAGAGUCAACCAUGCAAGAAGAGUAAAGCUUCUGAUCAAAGAUCCCCGAAAGACACCAAACCAGAGGCUAGAGAAGAGCGUGUGGAAUCAGAAUCUGUGAGUGUGACAUCUGCACCUGCAAGGAAGGUGAGCUCUAGGCCAAUGAAGACAGACAAUUUUGUAAGACUGAACAUGAGAACAAAGGGAUAUCGACGGAAAGGAAAGGGCAUGACUGGGCCCCAACAUAAACGUAUGCUGUGGAAAAACAAGAUGGCUGCCAGAGCCAGUAGCCGUGGUGAUACUUGCUAUAAAUGUGGAGAGACUGGACAUUGGGCCAACAAAUGUCCACAGAAAGGAGGAAGCAAGAGACAGCCUCAUAAGUUCAAUUUUGGAGACAAUCCAAAGAAAAAAACAAAACCUGUGGAUGACCUAGAAGUAGAGGAAGCUUCUUUUGACUUUGAUAUGGAUAUUGACCUUGAAGAAGGCGUAAUCCCAACUGCCUAUGAGGCCCCUGUGGCACCUCCAGCCCAUGAUCCUCUAGUUCUUCCCAACAAUGAUGGCACUUUACCAGAUAUGGAGGAUUUGGUACAGAAAGGUCUUCAGAAGUUUGGGUUCGACUCCUUCCGUGAUGGACAGGAGAAGGCUGUCAAGAGGAUACUUUGUGGUUUAUCUACGCUAGUUGUCCUCUCAACAGGUGCAGGUAAAUCCUUGUGUUACCAGCUGCCUGCAUAUCUGUAUGCUCAGAGAUCAAAGUGCAUUACCUUGGUUAUAUCCCCUUUGGUGUCACUUAUGGAAGAUCAGAUAGCUGGCCUACCAAAAGGUGUGAAAGGGGCUUGUUUCCAUAGCAACAUGACAAAAGUUCAGAGAGACAAGGUGAUGUCUGCGCUAAGUGACGGCGUGUUGCAUUUCCUGCUGGUGUCACCUGAGACCAUAGCCGGAGGGGGUGGGGGAUUUUCCCACGGUAACCACAUCAACCCUGGCAAACUUCCACCUGUCGCGUUUGUGUGCAUUGAUGAGGCUCAUUGUCUGUCAGAGUGGUCCCAUCAUUUCAGACCAUCUUAUCUCAGGCUGUGCAAGGUACUCCGUGAGAAAUUUGGAGUGCAGUGUUUUCUGGGUCUUACAGCCACGGCUACCCUGUCAACAGCUGCUGAUGUGUCGAGACAUCUGAACAUCAAGGACUUUGAGGAGGCAACCAUCAGAGGUCAGCCUGUCCCUGACAACCUGCGCCUCUCUGUAUCAAGAGAUGAAGACAGGGACGAGGCAUUGAUCCAGUUGUUACAAGGGGAGAGGAUGUUGAAGUGCGCCUCCAUCAUUAUUUACUGUACACGGCGUGAUGAGACGGAAAGACUCGCCACGCUUAUACGCACCUGUCUGAAGGAUUCAGCCCUGUCCAGAGAGACUGUCGAAGCCUUCGCAGAACAGCAGAAAAAUAAAAACAUAAAAAAGAGCAAAAGUAAGAGUAAGGCUGACAACACGACUUGGGACGCUGAGAGUUAUCAUGCGGGAAUGUCAGCAGCGCAGAGAAAGCGUGUCCAGAACGCUUUCAUGUCGGGCAGACUGCGAAUCGUCGUGGCCACGGUUGCAUUUGGCAUGGGACUUGACAAAUCUGAUGUGCGAGCUGUUAUUCAUUAUAACAUGCCUAAAAGUUUUGAGAGUUACGUGCAGGAGAUCGGUCGAGCUGGUCGAGACAGGAAGGUAGCUCACUGUCACGUCUUCCUUGACCAAGAGGGAGCUGAUCUUUGUGAGCUGAGAAGACACACAUUUGGAAACACCAUCGACAGAUUUACCAUCAAGAAGCUGUUGGAAAGAGUCUUCCAUAAGUGUCGGUGUAAGGAGAUUCAAGAGCGUGCCAACCAGUUUGCUGAGGCCUGCGAGUUUCCCGAUGAUGACAUCGACUACAGCCGAGUCUCUGAAGAGCUGACGCCAAGCACAACAGCUGGGAAUGCAGCGCUUGACAACAAUGUGAAAAAUCCUGAAAAAUGUUAUCCCAGUGAUAAUGAUGGACGUGUGCAGGAUAAGGCGCCAUCCGUGCGCGCUUGUCCUGGUCAUGAGAGAGCUAUACCUAUAGAGCCAACCGUCAUGGCGCUCGAUGUCAAGGAAGAAGGUCUAGCCACUUUGCUGUGUUACCUGGAGCUGAGGGCAGACAGGAUCAUUCAGAACAUGCCCCCUGUGUAUGCCACAUGUAAGCUGCAGUGCUAUGGAGGACCCCUUCAGCUAGAGGCUGUGGCCAAGAAGUGUCCCCCUGUUGCUGUGACAAUAGCCAGACUUAAAAAAGAUGGAAACUUUGAUAAAAAGAGAAAAGACUUGGAUUUCAAUGUGACAGAGGUUGCUGAUAGCAUGGGAUGGGACUCGGGACCAGUCAAACGGGAGCUAAAAUUGCUUCAGUGGGACUUCAGUAGUACAGGGGCUCCUGUGAAAAGCGGGGUGAUGGUGGAAUUCUCAGACCUAGCCUUCCACCUGAGGUCCCCUGGGGACCUAUCUGAUGAUGAGAGGGACAGAAUUCUGGAUGAGCUGAAUGAAAGAGUGAAGAGACAGGAGAGGACGGAAUUACGGCAGCUAAAACAGCUUCAUACAGCUCUAACAAGUGUGUCUCACAAAGCCUAUUGGAUGUGUGCAGAUGAGGUGGACCUGAAGAGAGACCAGAAGCUCAAGUCUAUCAUUGAUCAAUACUUUGAGAACCAGAGUAAGCCUGAUGAGGAAAAUCUGCAGGAGGAACAACAAGAGGAGUUGGCACAGGUGGACUCUACCACUCUAAACCAGCUCCAGGCUGAUAUCCGCUCCUUCAUCCAUACUUACAGCGUGGAUCACUCCUUAAACGGCCGGGUCAUUGCCCGCAUCUUCCACGGAAUUCCCAGUCCAUGCUUUCCCGCACCAGUCUGGGGCCGAGUGAGGCGCUACUGGAGGACGUACAUGCACCUGGACUUCAAUCUUGUUAUGAAAAUGGCAGCCGAGACUAUGGUCAAAAUGAGAAUGUGAUUAGUCCGUCUUUUGUUCUAUUAUGAGAACUCAAUCUACCUGGCUUAACAAAGAAGUACACGAUACAUACACAACUAAACAAAUUCAUGAAUCGGUGCCACAGAGGACAUACAGGUUUUUGCUUCAAAUUGUGUCCCCAAGAAUGCACCAAGAGUUUUAGUGUGGAAUAAGAUUAUACAUGUCAAAAGGAGUGCAUCUAUAUAAUCAUGUAAACACUGGGGGCAUUGUUGUAUUUGUCAGCUAUGGAAAAUAAGCAUGUAUCAUCUUAAGUAUGAAAAUCAGGGCUUUCUUUAUCAUCAUUUGACUGAAAAAUUGUCAAGUAUGACAUUAAACCCGAAAAGUACAUUCCAGGGCUUUCUUGCAAAAAGCCAGAUGUAGUGUCUUAAUGUGUACUUAAUUACCAUAGGGAUGAUGCCACAGGAGCGUCUUAUCAAUGUGAUUGCUGUGAUUUCAAGUCCAGCUCAUGCUGGCUUCCUCUCCGGCAGAUGGUAAUGCCUUUCCUCCAGGUUCUGACAGGUUAGCUCCCAAUAUAAUGCUGGUCAGUUUAAAGUGAAAUAUUCUUGAAUACUGCCAUUGCAUAAAAAAACCAAUUAAAUAAAUAAAUAUGUAAUUACCCUAGGCACCACUACUUACAACAUCAGGUCACCAUACUCAUGAUAAGGGGCCACCAUGCAGGUGGGCCCAGAAGUCCUACACAGCUAUCAGGUGUUAUAAGGUAUGCGAGCAAUGCAGUUAUGGCAGCGAGAAAUUCUGUGGGAAUUAACAUGUGAUAAGGCCACCAAUUACUGGCUGUUGUUAAAACAGUUCAGUAAUGUAUGCACAGCUACAUCAAGUAAUGGUUUUACAGUUUUAUAUUUUUAUUCAAGUAAAAUGUAUAAAUAUUACGGCAGAAACCAACUUUAUUUUU